UGCACAAUAUCAAAUCUUAGUAUGAUGAGGUCUCACUCCAGUACUGCCUCUCCCUUCCCUCCCACUACAAGAAAUGGGCAUAGUCACAAGUGUAAAAGCUGCAAAGCAAACUUUUAUGGAAGAUUUUCUAAACUUUUAAAACCAGAAGUAUUUUAAAAGUACAGGCAAAGAGUAUGAAGAACUAAGACAUUCCAACUGCAUUUAUAUUUGAGAAAUGUUUUAACUUAAUAUUUUAGACUGCAGAGUUUAUGUAUUAUGUAUUUGAUAGUCCUAUAAAACAUAAAACCUCUGUUACCUAAAUUAACUUCUUAAGGUAUGUCUACAUAGCAGUUAAACACCCAAGGCUGGCCUGUGUCAGCUGACUUAGGCUUGCAGGGCUCAGGCUGUAGAGCUGUAAAAUUGCAGUGUAGACAUUUGGGCUCAGGCUGGAGUCCCGGCUUUUGGACCCUUCCCCCUAGUGGGAUCCCAGAGCUUGGACUCCAGCCCCAAGCCUGAAUUUUACAGCCAUGUACCCCAAGCCAAAAUCAGCUGACACAGGCCAGCCACAAGUAUUUAACUGCUGUGUAGAUGUACCUUUAAACCCCAGCACUAAAGUAAAGCCUACUAUACUCUGUAGUUUCUGCUUUGACCUGUCUUUACCAUUCCCUUUACAAUAGAUAUUUCAACUUCCACAAUAACCAGUGGGACCUGAGCAAGGGCACAACCACUUGCAAUAGAUAAAACCAACUAAAUACAUCUUAAUGCCUUGUUUUAUCACAAAAGGUGCCUGUUGCUGAUGAGCAGAACCAGACCAAGACUUGACUGUGGAUUCAGAAAUGGUGCUGACCUGAUAGUCCUUGGCUACACUUACCGUUAAACCACAUCCAGCACUGAAUCAGUUCUGCCCAGGGCUGACAGUGGGUAUUUUUAAUAAUGUAGACAAGGUUUAAGUGAGCACUUUAAACUGCAUUUUAAACUCAGUUUAGCGUCCACACCCAGUUUCAAGUAUAAUUUUGACAAUGCCACCAUGGCAGAGAGGCACUCCUCAGCAGCACAAGGUGGUCUCAUUGGCUAAGCCCUAUAGCAAGAAAGUGCAAGUGCAAAGUAGGCAGGUCCAGGGAGUUUUGGAGUAUACACUGGGUAGGUGGCACCGCACAGAGGUGGCUUUGCACUCCUCCACCCCAAGCAGGCCACUCUGGUCUGCUGUGUCUGAAACAGGCCCCGACAUGAGCCAGGCCUUGGAUCCCCCUCCCCAAGAGCAAGCUGCGCCCUCAGCAGCAGGAUGUGGUUAGGGCUGGGGAAAGCUGCACUCGGGCUUCACCCCCCCGCGCCGUUUUUAAAGGGGCAGCUCCCCAACAAUAACGAGCGGCAGGGGUGGCUCCGGGGCCCCAUUCGGCCACGGGAGGGGGGGCUGUGGCUGGCGGCUCGGAGCAGGGGCUGAACGGGGAGCCACGGCCCGGUGCGGCCUGUGCUGGGCGCCGCGAGAGAGGGGAGGGGCGGGGUGGCUCCUGCUGCUGCCGCCACCAGCGCUCGCCGCCUCCCCUCCCCCCCGGCGGGGGCUCCUCGCUGCAGCCUCUGUGCUCCGCUCUCGGUCAUGUGACCCUAACGUAACCGGACAGGAAAAGCCGCCGCCGCCGCCGCGCUGACUCCGUUGUUGCUGCUGCUGCUGGGCGCGGAGACGGCGGCGGCCCGAGCGUGACCAGGCGCCGCAGCGGCCCGAGCCCCCAGAGUGUAAAAAAUGGAUUUGGCCAACCACGGACUUAUACUGCUACAGCAGCUAAAUGCACAGAGGGAGUUUGGUUUCCUGUGUGACUGCACGGUUGCUAUUGGUGAUGUCUACUUCAAGGCGCACAAAUCUGUCCUUGCUUCUUUCUCCAACUACUUUAAGAUGUUGUUUGUUCAUCAGACCAGUGAAUGUGUCCGUUUGAAAGCAACUGACAUACAACCAGAUAUCUUCAGCUAUCUCUUGCAUUUGAUGUAUACUGGGAAGAUGGCACCUCAGCUCAUUGACCCAGUUCGAUUAGAACAGGGAAUAAAGUUUCUGCAUGCAUAUCCACUGAUUCAAGAGGCCAGCCUUGCCAGCCAGGGUACCUUUUCUCAUCCAGAACAAGUUUUCCCAUUAGCCUCUUCUUUAUAUGGCAUUCAAAUUGCAGAUCACCAGACAAGACAUCCCACUAAAGUUACCUCAGCAACUGACAAACCUGGGCGAGACCCAAGGCCACAGCCUUCCAGGAUGAGCCAAGAACCGGUGUCCGAGGGCUCACAGCUCUCACAGUUGGCUUCAAGUCUGCCACAAGUGACCCGGACAAAUAUGACCACUUCUGACCCCUUGCAGUCUUCACUGUCUCCAGAACUGGUUUCCACUGCUGGUAAUAGUUCUCCUCCAGAGGAGGAAGCCAACAUGGAAGCAUCUUCUUCAGAUGAACAGCCUGCUUCACUCACAAUAGCACAUGUCAAGCCAAGUAUUAUGAAAAGGAAUGGAAGCUUCCCAAAAUACUAUGCCUGCCACCUUUGUGGUCGUCGGUUCAAUCUGCGAAGCAGUUUGCGUGAGCAUCUCCAGAUCCACACAGGAGUACCCUUCACAUCAAGCCAACAGGGAGAAAGUAGCAUUUCCCUGUCUCUUUGUAAUAAUGCAGCUGAAAAAGACGCCAUGGAAGUGCCUGAAGCAGGAAUGAUUAGUGACAGUGAGCUGCAACAGAUCUCAGAUUCCCCAAUAAUUGAUGGACAGCAGCAGGCAGAAACACCACCACCAUCGGACAUUGCAGACAUAGACAACUUGGAGCAGGCAGAUCAAGAAAGAGAAGUUAAAAGACGGAAAUAUGAAUGUUCCAUCUGUGGACGCAAAUUCAUUCAAAAAAGCCACUGGAGGGAGCAUAUGUACAUACAUACUGGCAAACCUUUCAAGUGCAGCACUUGCGACAAAAGCUUCUGCAGAGCUAACCAAGCAGCCAGACAUGUGUGCCUAAAUCAGAGCAUGGACACAUAUACUAUGGUGGACAAACAGACUCUGGAACUGUGUACUUUUGAGGAAGGCAGUCAAAUGGACAACAUGUUAGUACAGACCAACAAGCCCUACAAAUGUAACUUGUGUGACAAAACAUUUUCAACUCCUAAUGAAGUGGUCAAACAUUCGUGCCAAAAUCAAAACUCUGUCUUUGCUCUAGAAGAAGAUAGAUCCAUUCUGCUAGGUAGUGAGGACACAGAAGCUACAGAGACCGAGAACUCCGUGUUAACCUCCAUCAAAAAGGAGCAGGAAGCAGUGUUGUUAGACUGAAGGAGAAACAUCAAUUUUUUAAAGUUCAUUCAUUUGUAUCAAACUAAUACUUCCCCUGCAACCAGAGCUACCACUGGCAUGGUAAAAAAUUGGAUCUUGCCCCUCCCACAAAUAAAUAAAAGGCCUUUGCCUCAAGCCACAAUAUAAUUGAUUUUAAUACAAAGGAAAGUGUGUAGAGGUAAUUCAGCUAACUUUGUCAAUAGUACUAGUAAACUCAAAUUUAAAUAGAUUUUAAACAGAUUUUAGAUUAUUUAAAUGCAUACAUAGAUGCAAUGAAGUGUGUAAUGAGAAAUAAAAUACCAUUUUGGUAAACAAAGAAUAUAUAUAUAUUUAAUUAUAAUUAUUUUCUCUGGUAACAAGUCUUCCUUUUGAGAAGAAAUAGCAGAUAAUGCAGCGUGCUUUCUAGAGCUACAUGUACAAACUCUGUAAGAUAACUAAAAAAGGCUUAAAACUUUUCACAGUGAACCCAGGAAACUUUGUUUUUAGUCUUUAGUUUUUCCGCAAGUAUUCCCUGGGGUAUGUAUUUCAGGUAUCAUCACUGACAUUAUGUCCAUUCAAGAAAAUUUAGUUACUUAGUCAACUUUGACUAAAGUAGCAGUAAUAAUAAUGUGAUGGCAAUCUUUUUAUAUGUACAUAUAUAUAGAAAGUGUGUGUGCGUUUGUGUGUUUGAUAUAUACAGGUAAAUGAAUGCACACACCCUAUCUAAACAAUUGGUCAUCUGCUUUCAAGUUCAACCAAAAAGGUCCAUAAAUUUUAGUUAUUUGACAGAUAAGCCAUUUUACACAACACUUAUUUUAAAAUUAAAUUUAAAUGCCCCAGGAUGUGUGCAUUUUUAUUAUCGUGUUUGAAUGGAAAUUAAUAUUAUUAGUGCUGUCACUCAAGAUGGAGGAAACUAGGGAACAGAGAAAUUGCAUACUAGCAAGCACUGUGCAGUUAUCAGUGCUGCAUUCACAUGUGCUGUAGCAAUAGAUCCGAGUCAUUCCUGAUAUGAGGGGAGACUUGAUCACCUUACUCACACAAGUAGUCUCAGACUUCAGUGGGGCUAAUUGCAUGAGUUAAGGUGAAAAAGAUUUGGCCCUUUGUUUACUGUAGUCAACUUCUAGCAGUGGACAGAGGAAAAGGUGGCUAUGGAUCAUGGUUGUUUUAAAAGUGAAGCUGCAGUGCUGGCCAGUGUAUUCUAUUGUUUAAAGGAUUCCCAUUACUUUAGACUCCAAGGCAAAGUAUGCAAAUGCUGGGAGGGCAAAUACCAUAGCAUUAGCUAUUGCUCAGGAUAGCACAGCAUCUUUGUAUUUAAAAUCAAGUUGAUGAUUUUUAUAUUUAAUUUUUUAUAGAUGCCUGGAUUUUUUGCCCAUAGCCUAAAAACUAAGCUGACGGCAGUAAGGAAGCCCACUGAUCAGUCAUUGGGCCAAUAGGAAGGCUUAUGUAGGCAGAGUAAGUGCCCCACCAUAAAUGGAGGCAGUGUGGAGGGGAGGAGGGAGAGGAUAAGGCACAAACCAUAGCUCUGCUCUGUGUAUAUGUUUAAACUGAGUAUCAUCCUAUUUUGUGUAUAGUUAAGUUCUCAGAUUUGUAAGUUUUUAUACAUCAUUUCAUUGAAUAAAAAUUGAAUUAAAUGGAUUG
Molecule: messenger RNA, 4870 nt
Organism: Chelonoidis abingdonii (Abingdon island giant tortoise)
Lineage: Eukaryota; Metazoa; Chordata; Testudines; Testudinidae
Gene: ZBTB2
Product: zinc finger and BTB domain containing 2
Biological process (GO): regulation of transcription by RNA polymerase II
Cellular component (GO): nucleus
Molecular function (GO): DNA-binding transcription factor activity, RNA polymerase II-specific; protein binding
Source: RefSeq, a predicted model, not a curated record